This is a messenger RNA of Scleropages formosus (Asian bonytongue), 1848 nucleotides long. RefSeq names its product mitochondrial ribosomal protein L2 (gene mrpl2). The record is from RefSeq and is a predicted model, not a curated record. Lineage: Eukaryota; Metazoa; Chordata; Actinopteri; Osteoglossiformes; Osteoglossidae. Gene Ontology annotation, biological process: mitochondrial translation. Gene Ontology annotation, cellular component: mitochondrial large ribosomal subunit; ribosome. Gene Ontology annotation, molecular function: RNA binding; structural constituent of ribosome. The transcript is spliced from 8 exons. Bases 711 to 1625 code for a protein of 304 amino acids.
AGAAAUUGAUGGUACUCAUAUAUAUAUAUGUAUAUAUAUAAUCUGUCGAAUCUCUCCUUUUAUGGGUGUAAUGCACUUCUUGUGUUAUUCCCUGCGAUGUUCGUAUCUGCUAAAUGAAUAAACGUAACCUGUGCAGUUCACCUGACACGACAUCUAGCGCACUUACUCCACUCUGUGGACAAGCUGCGUAAAUAAUGGAACCCUGAAAAAUGUAUUUAAAACAGUUAAAGAUGGAUAGGCGGACAGAAAAAGCCUUUCGUAAUAAGAGAACUGUGGAAUACGUAAGCACUCUGAAUUCGUUUUUAAAUUUAAAAAUGUCAUUUCGCAUCAAGAGGCAGUGAGAGAAUCCCAGCGGGAGAAGUAACAUCUCGCGCUGCUUCAACUUCCGGCGCGCCGUCUUGUGGUGAAGAGUUUAACUGCACGUUCGUCAUCACUGUGCGACAAAGCGUGCGAGGUGUCGCUUUGAUCUGCAGGGAAGGGGUACCGUUGUGCAAAAUCCGCGCUGUAAAGCCAAGUGACAUAAGAACACCAUCUAUACCCAGAAUUUACUUCCAGAAAAUAAAAUAUUUUGUAUGAGUUACUCUUAAGGACUUUUAGGCGCAGAUCACAUCGUCAUCACUGUGCGACAAACCGUGCGAACCGUCGCCGUGACCUACAGAGAAGCGGUACUAAAGGAGGUAUUUUAAAGCGAAGGGCCUGUGCCGAGCAGGAUGGCGGUAGCCUCUCUCUCUCGGGCUCUGCGCUCACUCUGUCUGACACAGGGUGUCUCCAGACCAGCCCAACUCCCCUUCCAGGCAGCGAGGCUGCCGGCGCAGGGGGCUCCGCCGAGCUGCAGCCCCACGCUGGUGCUCUCCCGUGGGUUCUUAACCACAAUCCCAGUGGCACAGAACAGAACCCUGUGGAAGCAGAGAACCAAAUACACGGUGCGGCCCAUUGGCAUGAAGAAGACCGGAGGAAGAGACUACACCGGUAAAAUCCGCACACACGGCAUCGGGGGAGGUCAUAAGCAGCGCUACCGGAUGGUGGACUUCCAGCGGCUGAAGUUUGAACCAGGCAAAGAGGAACACAGCUUUGAGGAGAAGGUCAUCGAGGUCAGAUACGACCCCUGCAGGACGGCGGAUAUCGCGCUUGUCGCCGGGGGCAACCGGAAACGCUGGAUCAUUGCCACGGAAAACAUGGAGGCGGGAGAUCUGAUCAAGACCUCGAACCACAUUGGGCGCAUGGCAGUCGCCGCCAACGAGGGUGACUCGUACCCCCUGGGCGCACUGCCCGUGGGCACCCUCGUGAACAAUCUAGAGGUGUACCCGGGCCAGGGAGCCAAGUACAUCCGCGCAGCAGGAACGUGCGGAGUUCUGCUCAGGAAGGUGAACGGAACGGCCAUCGUGCAGCUGCCAUCCAAGAGGCAGGUCCAGGUAUUGGAGACAUGCAUGGUCACUGUGGGUCGCGUGUCCAACGUGGACCACAACAAGCGCAUCAUUGGCAAAGCCGGCCGCAACCGCUGGCUGGGCAUCCGACCGUCCAGCGGGAAGUGGAAGCGCAAAGGGGGCUGGGCAGGUCGCAAGAUCAAACCCCUGCCCCCCAUGAAGAGCUUCGUGAACCGGCCAUCACUCGCCAGGGCCUCGUAGGAGCGUUAGCGGUGCACGUUCUCGGUGGAAAGGGACUCCGUGGGGGCCGAACAGCUGAUCAAGCAAGAGCCACUGGCCACCCUACUGCCACGGUCACAGCAUAACGGUCGGCACGGGGCAGAGGACAUCCACAGCAGCCCCGCUCAAUAAAUGUUACUGUUCUGAGGGCAAAGUGACGAAGGUGUGGUUCCCCGUACUGCGCAAAUACACACAAUGCACCGAA